Molecule: messenger RNA, 1623 nt
Organism: Oncorhynchus masou masou (cherry salmon)
Lineage: Eukaryota; Metazoa; Chordata; Actinopteri; Salmoniformes; Salmonidae
Product: transmembrane protease serine 3-like
Exons: 13
Coding region: 1-1623 (540 amino acids)
Biological process (GO): proteolysis
Cellular component (GO): membrane
Molecular function (GO): serine-type endopeptidase activity; protein binding
Source: RefSeq, a predicted model, not a curated record
AUGGCCAUGCCUGAUAGUGACAAGACUGCUGCUGAUGGUUUAGCCGAAGAGAGGGAGGUGUCUGGGGCAGAGGGAACGGACCCGUUCCGUAUUGAGGUUGAGUCUGUGAGUCACGAGGACCUGCCAACCGUGGAGAUCCCCACCACCUUCAAUGUCAGCCCCCUCAGUGGCCAGACCAGCGGCUCCUGCUCUCAGGACCUCCAGGACCCCCAUGUACCCACCGCUCCGCUCCAGGAGCCCCCUGCCCCCACCCCAAAGAGCCAGGGCCAGCUCACACCAACCAGCUACCUCCCUUCCAUGCGCUUCAUCAAGGUCCGGCCCUUCAUGCACGAUGACGGCUUGGUGGAGACUAAGACCCUAUGCAGCCAGCUCCUGGCACACUGGCUGCUGCUGGUGAUUGUUGCGUGUGGUCUACUGACCCUGAGUCUAGCCCUAGGCAUUGGGCUUGGAGUGGGAGUCAGCUGCACGGGGAAGUUCCACUGUAGCACAUCCACUUUGUGUUUUGCCAGAUCUGCGCAGUGUGAUGGAGUCAGCGACUGCGCAGAUGGGGAGGACGAACUACAAUGUGUGCGUCUGAGUGGGAGGAGCUCUGUGCUGCAGAUCAACAGUAGGGGUGUAUGGGGGACUGUGUGCUCCACCAACUGGGAUCACACACUGGGUUAUUCGGCCUGCAAACAGAUGGGAUACUCCAGCUACAUCAGUUCCAGAUCCCUGCCCCUCUCCUCUGUCGAGUCGGCCUUCCAGGCUAACCUGGUAUCAGUCAACCUGAGUCAUCCAGAUCGCCAGCAGACUGUCAAGAUCCAUAACACCACCUUCCUCAGUAAGACCCAGUGCAGCUCUGAGAGUGUGAUCGUACUCAAGUGCCUAGAUUGUGGCUCCAGGCCCAUGUUCAGGUCUCGUAUUGUGGGAGGGAACGUCUCCAAACCAGGCCAGUUUCCCUGGCAGGCCAGCCUGCACUAUCAGAACCGACACCUCUGUGGGGGCUCCAUCAUCACACCACGCUGGAUAGUGACAGCAGCACACUGUGUCUACGGGUUUGCAACAAAAACCAUGCUGUGGGCGGUGCAAGUGGGAUUGACAGAUCAGCCGAUCAAUGGGGUGCUGUCUCGCUCUUUGGAGAAGAUUGUCUACCAUGCCCGCUACCAACCAAAGGGCUUAAACUAUGACAUCGCUCUAUUGAAGCUAACAGAGCCUCUUACCUUUAAUGGUCUGGUUGAGCCUAUCUGCCUGCCGAACUAUGGGGAGAGAUUUGAGGAGGGGAAGAUGUGCUGGAUCUCUGGGUGGGGUGCCACAGUGGAUGGAGGGGAGACCAGUGUGUCCAUGCACUCUGCCCAGGUCCCUGUGCUCUCCAGCAGGGACUGCAGUGGACCGGGAGUGUACCAGGGUGCCAUCUCCCCUUGGAUGGUCUGUGCAGGCUACCUAGAGGGGGGCAAAGACUCUUGCCAGGGGGAUAGCGGAGGCCCUCUGGCCUGUGAGGAGUCAUCAGUGUGGAAGCUGGCGGGGGCCACUAGCUGGGGCUAUGGCUGUGCUGGGAAGAACAAUCCUGCCAUGUACACUCUCAUCUCACACGCUCUGACCUGGAUCCACCAGCAGAUGGAGAAAGAAGAGGCACUGAGUCCUUGA